Molecule: messenger RNA, 321 nt
Organism: Ogataea angusta
Lineage: Eukaryota; Fungi; Ascomycota; Pichiomycetes; Pichiales; Pichiaceae
Exons: 2
Coding region: 1-321 (106 amino acids)
Biological process (GO): translation
Cellular component (GO): cytosolic large ribosomal subunit; ribosome
Molecular function (GO): structural constituent of ribosome
Source: RefSeq, a predicted model, not a curated record
AUGGGUAUGUACUAUUCAAAGCGGAUGUCGGACCGAACGUGUCUACCCAGCGCAAAACACACCCAGCACAGAGUGACCCAAUACAAGGCCGGAAAAGCCUCGCUUUACGCCCAGGGUAAGAGAAGAUACGACCGCAAGCAGUCCGGUUACGGUGGUCAGACCAAGCAAGUUUUCCACAAGAAGGCCAAGACCACCAAGAAGGUUGUGUUGAGACUGGAAUGUGUCAGCUGCAAGACCAAGUUGCAACUUCCGCUCAAGAGAUGUAAGCACUUUGAGCUUGGUGGAGACAAGAAGCAAAAGGGCCAGGCCUUGCAGUUCUAA